AUGGAAGGAGGCACUGGGCUGCAGCCCCAGGCGGGAGAGCAACUGGAAGCCAACGCCAGAGUAGGAGCGGUCCAAGAGAAGUGCGAACCCGAGACCUUUAGGUCCAAGAGUUUACCCGCCCUGAACAGCGCCUCCUGCAGGCCAGACCUGAAUCCCGCCGGAGAAGACUCCAAGCCCGCCUCCGGCCAUCAGGAGUUGAAGCCAGGCCCUGGCCCGCGGGCCCCCAGCCCCUCCGCCCCGUCUACUUCGGCAGAGACGGCAGGGCUGGUGGAAAGUCACCACAGGGUGGAAAUCGGCAAACCCAUUUCGGUGUCCUCCACUUUGGCCAUGCUCCAGGGCAGAAGGUGCCUCUAUGUGGUCCUCACCGAUUCCCGUUGUUUCCUGGUUUGCAUGUGCUUUCUGACCUUCAUCCAGGCGUUAAUGGUCUCCGGGUACCUGAGCAGUGUCAUCACCACCAUCGAAAGGCGCUACAGCCUGAAGAGUUCCGAGUCGGGGCUGCUGGUCAGCUGCUUUGACAUCGGGAGCCUGGUGGUGGUAGUGUUCGUCAGCUACUUUGGCGGCCGGGGGCGGCGGCCCCUGUGGCUGGCCGUGGGGGGACUCCUCAUCGCCCUGGGGGCCGCCCUCUUCGCUUUACCUCACUUCAUCUCGCCCCCCUACCAGAUCCAAGAGCUGAACGCCUCGGCGUCCAACUACGGCCUGUGUCAGAAUGGCAACUCCUCGGCCACGGCGGAGCCUCCCACCUGCCUCAAGGACUCGGGGGGAAACAGUCACUGGGUCUACGUGGCUUUAUUCGUUUGCGCACAGAUUCUCAUUGGAAUGGGCUCCACACCUAUUUAUACCCUGGGACCAACCUACUUAGACGACAAUGUCAAGAAAGAAAACGCAUCCUUGUACCUAGCCAUCAUGUAUGUCAUGGGAGCACUUGGUCCUGCAGUGGGAUAUUUAUUAGGUGGACUUCUUAUUGGUUUUUACGUUGAUCCCAGAAGUCCCGUUCACCUUAAUCAGGAUGACCCUCGUUUCAUUGGAAACUGGUGGAGUGGAUUCCUCCUUUGUGCCAUUGCAAUGUUUCUUGUGAUAUUCCCAAUGUUUACUUUUCCAAAAAAGCUUCCUCCUCGACACAAGAAAAAGAGAAAGAAAAAAUACUCUCCUGAUGUUGCUGGUGAUGAUGACGUUAUGAAGGAGAAACCAAACAAUUGUGAAGAAGUGGACAAAAAAGUUUCUUCUAUAGGAUUUGGAAAGGAUGUCAGAGACCUACCAAGAGCAGCUGUCAGGAUCUUAAGCAACAUGACAUUCCUUUUUGUGAGUUUGUCAUACACAGCUGAGAGUGCCAUUGUAACUGCUUUCAUUACCUUCAUUCCCAAGUUCAUCGAGUCACAGUUUGGUAUUCCAGCUUCCAAUGCCAGCAUCUACACUGGUGUCAUCAUUGUCCCCAGUGCCGGUGUUGGGAUUGUCCUUGGAGGCUACAUCAUAAAAAAAUUGAAACUUGGUGCAAGAGAAUCUGCAAAACUAGCGAUGAUCUGCAGUGGUGUGUCUUUACUGUGCUUUUCAACCCUGUUUAUUGUUGGAUGUGAAAGUAUCAAUCUAGGUGGCAUAAACAUCCCGUAUACAACAGGACCUUCUCUGACCAUGCCUCACAGGAAUCUGACAGGAAGCUGCAAUGUGAAUUGUGGUUGUAAAAUACACGAGUAUGAGCCAGUCUGUGGAUCGGAUGGCAUUACAUACUUUAACCCUUGUCUGGCUGGCUGUGUUAAUAGUGGUAACAUGAGCACUGGGAUACGGAAUUACACAGAGUGCACCUGCGUCCAAAGCCGCCAAGUGAUCACGCCCCCCACAGUGGGGCAGCGCAGCCAGCUCCGCGUGGUCAUCGUCAAGACGUAUCUCAAUGAGAACGGCUAUGCUGUGUCUGGGAAGUGUAAACGGAGCUGUAACACCCUCAUCCCGUUCUUAGUUUUCCUGUUCAUAGUGACCUUCAUCACAGCAUGUGCCCAGCCAUCAGCCAUCAUAGUCACUCUCAGCAUACAUUCCUACUCCAAUUUACUUUGGAGCAGUUAUUGA
Molecule: messenger RNA, 2055 nt
Organism: Eubalaena glacialis (North Atlantic right whale)
Lineage: Eukaryota; Metazoa; Chordata; Mammalia; Artiodactyla; Balaenidae
Gene: SLCO5A1
Product: solute carrier organic anion transporter family member 5A1
Exons: 8
Coding region: 1-2055 (684 amino acids)
Biological process (GO): transmembrane transport; sodium-independent organic anion transport
Cellular component (GO): membrane
Molecular function (GO): protein binding
Source: RefSeq, a predicted model, not a curated record